Messenger RNA from Manihot esculenta (cassava), 470 nucleotides. RefSeq names its product proteinase inhibitor-like. The transcript has 2 exons. Gene Ontology annotation, biological process: response to wounding. The coding region runs from base 98 to 322 and encodes 74 amino acids. Gene Ontology annotation, molecular function: serine-type endopeptidase inhibitor activity. Lineage: Eukaryota; Viridiplantae; Streptophyta; Magnoliopsida; Malpighiales; Euphorbiaceae. The record is from RefSeq and is a predicted model, not a curated record.
UAAAUAAAUAAAUAAAUAAAUAUAUAGGAGUUACAAACUAUAUAAACAUAAAUUUAGAGCAAAAUCAUCAAUAAACUUGACCUUCAGAGAACUAAGGAUGGAGAAAAGAAUGAAACCCCGCUGUCCAGGUAAGACGGCAUGGCCAGAGCUUGUUGGAAAAGAUGGAAAUCGUGCAGCAGUUAUUAUAGAAAAAGAGAACAAACAUGUGACAGCAAUCGUGCUCAAGUAUGCAACACCUGUGCCAAGAGAUUUAAGGUGCGACAGGGUUUGGGUUUGGGUGGAUGAAAAUAAUGUGGUCAUUGAUAUUCCUAGAGUGCGUUAAACAAUAAACGUCAUGUAAUAUCAAAUAAAAAGUCUUUAUACUUUUGAGACUUUCAGAAUAAAUAUUUGAGUUGUAUGAGUUGAUGUACCUAAUUAUGCAAUUGAAAGUUGGAUUGCAACUCAAUUAUAAAAAUUGAUUAAAAUAUUAA